ACUCUCUUGAAAUUAGGCUUUAACUUUUUAAAGCUGUAUCUUUUCUCUUCUGUUUGUAAGAAACACACUACCAGGCUGUCAAAAUGCAGGAGACCAGUGGAACUUACUCUUUUUACAGGCAUUUCAGUGUUUUAUCUCUUUAGUUAACUGUUCUUAGCUAUAAUCAUUUUGUUUUGUUUUGUUUUAAAGUUUAUGUAAUUGACUAAGACAGGAAUGAAGUUGCUUGGGAUUAGUGCUUGGAGAAAUGCGGACAAAUCAUCCUGUUUGCUGUUUCUUGGUGUCUUUCUGGUGCUGAGUGUGCAUGUCUCCCAAUCCAAUGCUUUUUGGAUUGCUCAUCUGAACAUAUCACUUCAAAUAAGGAACAAGACUGUAUGGGAGCUGGCUGACAAUGGAGUAUUUGGAAAAAACUCCCCAUUGAAGACUGUGUCUGGAGUGGUGGUGCCACCAUCUGGACCAUACCAAAUUGCCUGCAGUCCCUUAACAAACUUCAGCAGGCCUACGCACUCUGAGACCUGGAUAGCCCUCAUUAUGAGGGGACACUGUACCUUCACAAAGAAAAUAAAUGUGGCAGCAAAGAAGGGAGCAAUUGGCGUGAUUAUCUAUAACCAUCCAGGCACAGGCAAUGGAGUAUUUCCUAUGAUUUACCUGGGUUCAGAAGAUAUUGUUGCAGUUAUGAUUGGCAAUCUGAAAGGCAUGGACAUUCUACAUUUGAUACAGAAUGGCAUCAAAGUAGUAAUAGCAAUAGAAGUAGGGAAACACUAUGGUUCCUGGAUGAAUCAUUAUUUGGGGUCCCUUCUUCUCUGCACAUUGGUGACAGUGGCCUAUUUUACCUUUUAUUGUGCUGGAAGGCUAAGGCUAGCGAGAAUUCAGAUUGAGAGAUACCGACAAUUAACAGAUGUAAAGAAAGCUAUUGGUCAACUUGAGCUUCGCAUAUUAAAAGAGGGUGACAAGGAAGCUGAUACAGAUGCAGAGAACUGUGUAGUGUGUCUGGAAGUAUACAAGCCCAAAGACGUAGUACGCAUUUUAAGAUGCAGCCAUAUUUUCCAUAGGUUGUGCAUUGACCCUUGGCUGCUACAGCACAGAACAUGCCCAGUGUGCAAAUGUGACCUUCUCAAACCUAGUGAAGCUGAUCUGCCUGUCAGAAAUGAAGCAGAAUCUUUACAAGCUGUAGUGCCAAAUGAAGCUCUUGACACCACUUUGCUUAAUGAAGAAGAUAGUCAUAAUGAAUAUGUGUUAGUGCAAGAUUCAGAGAGCUCCUCAAUGGAUGAAUAACUUUCUUCUUCACAGAUGGAUAAUCAAACCAGUUUGCUGGUUCUUCAUGUUGCUUCACCUUGAUUACCUUGUUUGUUUAAGGUCAAAAUUAAACUUAUAUUCUUGAAAUAAAUUCCUAAAUUCUGU
Messenger RNA from Pelodiscus sinensis (Chinese soft-shelled turtle), 1398 nucleotides. It is a transcript of the gene RNF148, whose product is annotated as ring finger protein 148. Gene Ontology annotation, molecular function: ubiquitin protein ligase activity. Gene Ontology annotation, cellular component: nucleus. Gene Ontology annotation, biological process: ubiquitin-dependent protein catabolic process; protein ubiquitination; positive regulation of DNA-templated transcription. NCBI's taxonomy places the organism in Eukaryota, Metazoa, Chordata, Testudines, Trionychidae. The record is from RefSeq and is a predicted model, not a curated record.